Messenger RNA from Rotaria sordida, 363 nucleotides. The record is from the annotation of a GenBank genome assembly. Lineage: Eukaryota; Metazoa; Rotifera; Eurotatoria; Philodinida; Philodinidae.
AUGUCAUCACAAGUUACUAAUGUUGUUGGUACAUGGAAAAUUGUUGAUUAUUCACAACAUCCUGAAUGCUUUGGUUGUCAAAUUGAAAUAAAACAUGAAAAAGAAGAUGAAAAUAUGUAUCGUCUUCGUGCAUGCGUAAUUAAUGAUUUAAAUUGUACUUUGCAACAUAAUUCUACAACUAAUCAAUGGCAAAUGUGUUCAUUUAGGACAACAGAAAUGGGUGGCUCACCAGAAGAUAUGAAGAAAGAAGAUGUAAUCAGUAAUUUAAUGCGCGAUAUACAAAAAAUGGAAGUUCAAGGUGAACAACAAUUAAUCAUUCAGACAAAUAAUGGUGAACAAGUUCGAUUAGAUCGUUUACAGUAA